AUGGAAUCAGUUGUCACUUUCCGGAUAUCACCUUAUAUUGCAUUAAAUUCACGGAUUAAACCUCGGUUUCGAGUAAGAUUACAAAGUUUAGGUGGUGAUCCUGAUCUGGAAGUGUUGUCAUCUGAUUCAAUUGCUGUGAGUGCAGCUUCUUGUUCUGGUGAUUGGGAGAAGAAUAGGGCUCCUAUCCAUGGAGGCACUGGAGAGAAAGAGAAGGGUGGGGCCGUGAUUGAUGGAGUAAACGUGAGACUAAAGUCUAGAGUUGAGAGAAAGAGGGUGAAAGAUGUAGUUUCAAAAGAUUUGGAAGUAUUAUGGGAUGACGGAUAUGGGAACAAGACUGUGAAGGAUUAUCUUGAUGGAUCCAAUGAGAUGAUUAAACCCGAUGGCGGGCCACCUCGGUGGUUUUGUCCUGUUGAUUGUGGGCAACCUCUGCAAGAUUCUCCAAUUCUUCUGUUUUUGCCUGGGAUGGAUGGUGUUGGCUUGGGCCUUAUUUUGCACCAUAAGGCCCUUGGGAAGGUUUUUGAAGUUCAGUGUCUUCACAUCCCAGUGUACGAUCGAACACCAUUCGAAGGACUGGUGAAAUUUGUUGAAGAAACUGUGAGGCUUGAGCAUGCCUCAUCUCCAAAUAAGCCAAUUUAUAUUGUCGGGGAUUCUUUUGGAGGAUGUCUUGCACUUGCUGUUGCGGCUCGUAAUCCUAAAAUUGACCUCGUAGUAAUAUUAUCCAAUCCAGCUACAUCAUUUGGCAGGUCUCAUCUGCAACCCAUACUUCCUAUUUUGGAGGGUUUGCCCGAUGGAUUGCAUAAUGCACUCCCCUAUCUUCUCAACCUUGUUAUAGGUAAUCCAUUGAAGAUGGCAAUUGUUGAUAUUGAAUACAGGCUUCCUCCUAGAUUACAAAUUGAACAAGUUGCUCGCAAUCUCAUUGCUUUCCUACAUUCUUUUUCUACUGUGGCUAUUAUCGUUCCAAAGGACACCCUUCUUUGGAAGUUGAAACUGCUAAAAUCAGCUGCUGCUUAUGCUAAUUCCCGUCUUCAUGCUGUAAAAGCUGAAGUGCUACUACUUGUUAGUGGCAAGGAUUACGUUCUUCCUAGUAGAGAUGAAGCUCAACGUCUUAAAAGUUCAUUACAGAAUUGUACAGUUCGUUACUUCAAGGACAACGGGCAUAUCAUGUUAAUGGAAGAUGGCAUUAAUUUGCUUACUAUUAUUAAAGGUACUAGCAAAUACCGUCGUUCAAGGAGGGUUGAUUUUGUCUCGCACUUUCUGCCACCUAGCAUGUCGGAAGUCAAACGUGCAUCUGAUGAAGUGGCUGGUUUUGAAGAUUUGGUUCCUGCAAGAAAAUUAGGUGAUUGGAAUCUCAAGUUGGUAUCAGUUAAUGUCUUCUGUAGUAGGAGCAAAUUCUAUUCUAGAAGAAAGAGUUAUUUGAUGGACACAAAGGGAUUGGCUUGGCUGCGAAGGUCAUUACUCCUUACUGCCGGAUCCGCGGUAUUUUCAACAUUGGAUGAUGGAAAGAUAGUCAAAGGUCUUGCUGGGGUUCCAAAUGAAGGUCCUGUAUUAUUAAUUGGUUACCAUAUGUUGAUGGGAAAUGAAAUUUAUUCCCUUGUUGCAGAAUUCUUGACACAGAAAAAAAUUAGGAUUCGUGGUGUAGCACAUCCAGAUGUAUUUUCAGGAAAGUUUGAUGAUCCGUCUAAUGAGUUUUCUUUACAUGAUUGGAUGAAAGUAAUGGGUGCAGUACCUGUCACGGCAAACAAUCUUUUCAAAUUGCUUUCAACAAAAUCGCAUGUGCUUCUUUAUCCUGGAGGGACACGGGAGGCUCUGCAUCUCAAGGGUGAAGAAUACAAGUUAUUUUGGCCUGAUCAGCCAGAAUUUGUGAGAAUGGCAGCAAGAUUUGGGGCAACAAUUGUACCGUUUGGGACUGUAGGAGAAGAUGAUAUACAGGAACAGGUUCUUGAUUACCAUGACUUGAUGAAAAUCCCUAUAGUAAAUGACUAUGUGAGAGACACUAUUAGGAAGGCUACACCGGUAAGGGAUGAAAGUAAAGGGGAGGUUGCAAGCCAAGAAGUAUUUAUGCCAGUGGUUUUGCCGAAGAUACCUGGCCGCUUUUAUUUUCUGUUUGGGAAGCCCAUAGAAACGAAGGGAAUGAAAGAGAUGCUGCAAGAAAAAGGAAAGGCAAAUGAGUUGUAUUUGCAGAUAAAAUCUGAAGUUGAACGUAGUAUUGCCUAUCUAUUGGAGAAGCGAAAAGAGGAUCCGUAUAGGAAUAUCAUUGAUCGAACAAUAUAUCGUGCAUUACAUUCUCCUUCCCGUGAAGGAGCUGAAAUUCAAUCAUAUUUUUUACAAGAGAUGCGUCCGCCACAACAACAACGACCAGAGACUUUACAAAGAAUAAUCGCGCCUUUUCUAAUGUGGGCAAUGGCCGUUGCUAAUCUUGCCACAUCAGGUCACAAUCACAACGCAAGUGUUGCCAGCCAGAGACCAUAA
Dovyalis caffra is the source of this 2469-nucleotide messenger RNA. NCBI's taxonomy places the organism in Eukaryota, Viridiplantae, Streptophyta, Magnoliopsida, Malpighiales, Salicaceae. The record is from the annotation of a GenBank genome assembly.